UAGAGCAGCUCAAGCGGGAGGGCAAGUUUUUGACCAAGGCGCAGAAAGAAGAAAAGGCCCGAAACGAGAGGAAGCUGCAGCAGAUGCUUGCCGCUGGCAUCAAAAUUGGCCCUGUCGGCGAGAGCGAGGCUGAUAAGGAAAAGGAAAAGGAAAAGAAGAAGGCUGACGCUAGGAAACGAGGUGCCGGCCGUAGCAAAAUCGACGAAGAGAAGGCUCUUGCAGAAGCUGCUGAGCGGGCAAGAUUGCAGGCUGAGGCUGCUGCCAAAGAGGCUGAAGAGAAGGCUCGUCUCGAGAGGGAGAAGGCCGAAGCCGAGGCUGCUGCGAAGGCCAAGGCUGCAAAGGAAGCUGCCGACGACAGCGUAGACGAGGAUUGGUUGGCGGCCGCCGAGUCGGAGAAGGAAGACGUCAAGGACAGCUGGGAUGCCGAGUCCGACGAAGAAGACAAGCAACAAGAGGAGAAGAAACAAAGGGACGAGAAGAAACCGCAAGCGCUACCAUCUCGGCCGAAGCCUCAAGAAGAGUCUGAAUCUGAAUCUGAAGAAGAAUCUUCAGAAGACGAGCAGACGACUCAGGCGAAGCUUGCAGAACUGCAGAGGAAGAAGGAGGCUGCUGAGCGCCGGGAAAAGGCUCACCAGGCUGCCCUGGCUGCUCGGUCCAAGGAUAACCUUCGCUCGCCUAUUUGCUGUAUUCUCGGGCACGUCGAUACCGGCAAGACGAAGCUGCUCGACAAGAUCCGGCAGACCAAUGUCCAGGAAGGCGAGGCGGGCGGUAUCACCCAGCAGAUCGGCGCCACUUACUUUCCCGUCGACGCCAUCCGGCAGAAGACGGCUGUCGUCAACCGCGACGGCAAGUUUGAGUUUAAGGUGCCUGGUCUCCUCAUCAUCGAUACCCCUGGUCACGAGUCUUUCUCGAACCUGCGUUCUCGUGGUUCGUCGCUCUGCAAUAUCGCCAUCCUGGUGGUUGAUAUCAUGCACGGCCUCGAGCCCCAGACCCUCGAGUCGAUGAGGUUGUUGCGUGAGCGGAAGACGCCGUUCAUUGUGGCGCUCAACAAGAUCGACCGUCUGUACGGCUGGAAGAAGAUUGACAACAACGGGUUCCAAGAGAGCUUGGCGCUGCAAAAUAAGGCGGUGCAGAACGAGUUCAAAAACCGUCUCGAGCAGACCAAGCUUGCCUUUGCUGAGCAGGGUUUCAACUCGGAGGUGUUUUACGAGAACAAGUCUAUGGCCAGAUAUGUGUCGCUGGUUCCCACGUCCGCCCACACUGGCGAGGGUAUCCCCGACAUGCUGAAGCUCAUUGUCCAGCUUACUCAAGAGAGGAUGGUGGGCUCGCUCAUGUACCUGUCCGAGGUUCAGGCUACCGUUCUUGAAGUCAAGGCCAUCGAAGGCUUUGGCAUGACGAUCGAUGUCAUCCUGUCCAACGGUAUCCUCAGAGAGGGCGACCGCAUCAUCCUGUGCGGUGUGGACGGCGUAAUCAAAACAAACAUUCGAGCUCUACUCACACCAGCCCCGCUCAGGGAACUCCGGCUCAAAUCGCAGUACGUGCAUAACAAGGAGGUCAAGGCCGCCCUGGGUGUCAAGAUCAGCGCGCCAGGUCUCGAAGGUGCCAUUGCCGGCUCUCGGCUGCUCGUCGUCGGCCCCGACGACGACGAGUCGGAUCUCGAGGAUGAAGUUGAGGCAGAUCUUGCCAGUCUCUUCAGCAGAGUCGAGAAGUCGGGCCGCGGUGUCAGCGUGCAAGCGUCGACGCUCGGGUCCCUCGAGGCGCUGUUGGAUUUCCUCAAGGAUUGCAAGAUCCCCGUCGCCAACGUCGGAAUCGGUCCUGUCUACAAGCGGGACGUCAUGCAGUGCGGCAUCAUGCUGGAGAAGGCGCCCGACUACGCCGUUAUGCUCUGCUUCGAUGUCAAGGUCGACAAGGAAGCGCAGGCAUACGCCGACGAGCAGGGCAUCAAGAUCUUCACAGCCGACAUCAUCUAUCAUCUCUUUGACAGCUUCACCAAGCACAUCCAGGAGCAAAACGAGAAGAAGAAGGAGGAGUCAAAGAUGCUUGCCGUCUUCCCAUGCGUCCUGCGGCCCGUCGCCGUCUUCAACAAGACGAACCCUAUUGUGGUUGGUGUUGAUGUUAUUGAGGGUAACCUCAAGAUCAACACCCCCAUUGCCGCCAUCAAGCCAAACCCCACGACGGGCGUAAAGGAAAUCAUUGCGCUUGGGAGAGUUACCUCGAUCGAGCGUGAGCACAAGCAAAUACAGGUUUGCAAGAAGGGCCAGCCGUCAGUGGCCGUCAAGAUCGAGAUGGGCGGACACCAACCAACGUAUGGCCGCCACCUCGAGGAGAAGGACCUGCUCUACUCGCAGAUUUCGCGCGCCAGCAUCGACACGCUGAAGCAGUUCUACCGCACCGACGUCAGCAACGACGAGUGGCAGCUCAUUAUCAAGUUGAAGCCCAUGUUUGAUAUUGCUUAGGGGAGGGGCGGGCCACAAAAGGUAGGGAAGAGAAAACAGAAAUACAUUGGGAUGGAUGGGUCUUAUAGGGUUUUGUCUAUGUUAUUGUUCCGUGUAGUUGGAGGGUGGUAGCUAGGUUUUAUGGUCAAGUUAUACUCCGUAGUAGUCUGUCCACAUUGUUCACUCUC
Messenger RNA from Canariomyces notabilis, 2623 nucleotides. Its product is annotated as P-loop containing nucleoside triphosphate hydrolase protein. The record is from RefSeq and is a predicted model, not a curated record. The transcript has 3 exons. Bases 84 to 2456 code for a protein of 790 amino acids. Gene Ontology annotation, molecular function: GTP binding; translation initiation factor activity; GTPase activity. Gene Ontology annotation, biological process: translational initiation. NCBI's taxonomy places the organism in Eukaryota, Fungi, Ascomycota, Sordariomycetes, Sordariales, Chaetomiaceae. Gene Ontology annotation, cellular component: mitochondrion; cytoplasm.